GUUACCAAUACACAUGCCCUCAUGACCUCAUCCUAUCCCACUCUCUCUCUCUCUCUGCCUGUUCAUAUUUCUUCCUCGCCACCCUCCUCGAGAGUCCUCCAGUUUCUCACGUCUCUCCAAACCGUUUAAAUUUACGACCCUUCUUCUUCUUCUUCUUCUUCUUCUUCUUCUUCUUCUGGUCUGUUCUCCAUUGAACCGCAGCAAUCAUGCUUGACCCGAGAAAAAUUUCCCCGCUGCGCUUGUUUUUCACCCUCCUAAUCUUCGGUUUCGCAAUUCCAUCAACCACGUCAACAGCAACGACGGUCGCGGACAAAUCUGAAGCGUCAACAACACCUACACUUGCAGCAGUAGUCUCCAGAGACCAAGUUACAUGCACAAUGUGCGCCGAAUGCGAGAACCCGUGCCAGCCCGUGCCUUCGCCCCCGCCGCCCCCGCCGGAAGUCGACUGCCCACCGCCUCCGUCUCCACCCCCGCCACCGUCUCUCCCUCCGCCCUCGCCUCCCCCGCCAGAUGUCGAGUGCCCACCUCCGCCGAUGCCGCCGGCCUGCAGCGCGUGCGAGUCGCCCGUAACCGGAACCGUCUAUGCUUCCCCGCCUCCGCCAGCCACGAGCGGGGGCGGCGGCGGUGGAUAUGGCGGGUACAACCCAGUGCAGCCUCCGCCAAACACUAUGGUGCCGUAUUUUCCAUAUUACUACUACACCCCUCCCCAGGCUUUCGCGGACUCCAGUUCCCACCACUUGGAGUUGAAUGCUGCUGUUUUUGCCACUUCUCUUGUUUUGAGUGGGCUGCUCUACAUGCUACAUUUCUAGCAACUGCCCACAAUAAUAAUGUUUUCCCUCACUGUACUCGCUUAUGGGCAAAAGCAUAUAGUCACCUUUUUUUUUCCUUUUUUUGGGGCUCAAUCAAGUUGAUGCUUCAUGCAUAGUCGAGAAUGUGAUCGAAUCAGAUUACAACACCCCAUUUAAGGAGGUAGAGUAGGCAAUUUCUAUGUGGCACAAUAAUGACAAUUUGCUUUACGUUUGA
Molecule: messenger RNA, 1023 nt
Organism: Eucalyptus grandis
Lineage: Eukaryota; Viridiplantae; Streptophyta; Magnoliopsida; Myrtales; Myrtaceae
Product: leucine-rich repeat extensin-like protein 3
Exons: 1
Coding region: 207-809 (200 amino acids)
Source: RefSeq, a predicted model, not a curated record